AUGCCCUUCAAACUAUCCGACAUUCCAAUCCUGACCGAUAAAAUUAUCCUGGUAACAGGCGGCAACGAAGGUCUAGGCAAAGAAUCCGUCUUCCAACUCGCCACCCGCUCCCCAGCAAAGAUCUACCUAGCCGCCCGCAACCCAUCCAAGGCCGAAGCAGCUCUCUCCGAGAUCAAGGAGCGUGCCGGUGAGAACUGUGCCCUUAUCCAGAUUCUGAAUCUUGAUUUAUCCUCAUUCGACUCCGUCAAGAAAGCUGCUGCGGAGGUCAUUGCGAAUGAAUCCCGUCUUGAUCUGCUCAUCGCCAAUGCAGGCGUAAUGGGCGCUAAUGGUAUCACGACGGAGGGCUAUGAGAUUCAGUUCGGCGUGAAUCAUAUGGGUCAUGCGCUAUUGAUUCGUUCCUUACUUCCGCUUAUGCAGGAGACUGCGAAGAGGGAGGGUAUCGCUGUUGGCGAGACGCGAUGUGUCAUCUUGUCUUCGGGCGCAGAGGCGUUCGCGCCAGCAUCCAUCUAUCCGUUUGAGGGAUUGAAGGGUGAUUUGGCGUCGUCGGGCAUGUGGGCGAAGUACGGGAUCAGCAAAAUGGCUAAUUUGCAUUAUGCUUCUGAGCUUGCGAAGCGGUAUCCUGAGUCUGAGACGGGGAUUCGCUUCGUGUCGGUUCAUCCUGGUGGUGUUGUUACUAAUCUUGGGGAUACUUUGAGAAAUUGGCCGAGGACGGAGUGGUUUAUUAAAAAGGUUGCGGCGACGCUUUUGAUGCUCAAGCCUGUGGAGGAAGGGGUGAGGAACCAGCUGUGGGCUGCUACUUGUCCUGAUGGAUCUGAGGUGAAGGGUCCGGAGUCGGGUGUGUUUUAUCAUCCGGUGGGUGUUGCAGGAAAGGGGACUAAGAUGGCGUAUGAUAAGGGAAAGGCGACUGAGUUGUGGGAGUGGACUGAGAAGGAGUUACAGCCAUACCUCGAGGGGUAG
Penicillium maclennaniae is the source of this 957-nucleotide messenger RNA. RefSeq names its product NAD(P)-binding protein. NCBI's taxonomy places the organism in Eukaryota, Fungi, Ascomycota, Eurotiomycetes, Eurotiales, Aspergillaceae. The coding region runs from base 1 to 957 and encodes 318 amino acids. The record is from RefSeq and is a predicted model, not a curated record. The transcript has a single exon.